Molecule: messenger RNA, 2497 nt
Organism: Lycium ferocissimum
Lineage: Eukaryota; Viridiplantae; Streptophyta; Magnoliopsida; Solanales; Solanaceae
Product: recQ-mediated genome instability protein 1
Exons: 8
Coding region: 48-1922 (624 amino acids)
Biological process (GO): resolution of meiotic recombination intermediates; double-strand break repair via homologous recombination
Cellular component (GO): nuclear body; RecQ family helicase-topoisomerase III complex
Molecular function (GO): nucleotide binding
Source: RefSeq, a predicted model, not a curated record
ACAAAAAAUUGGAGGGAAAAAUUUUCAUCAGUGAAAAAAAAAAAAAAAUGAGCAGAAGACGCCUCCAAAUUAUAUGUUCCUCUGAUGAAGAAGAAGAAGAAGAAGACCCAAACAAUAAUAAUAUCGAAAUGGACAUUCUAGAAUCUUCCACUACUAACUUCCAAUCAGUAACCCUAAAUUCCCCAAACCAAAACCCUACACCCAACAAUGCCCCAAACGUCCACGUGGCAGAUUGUGGUAUUGGUCGGGUGUUGGAAGGAUUAGGGUUGAGAUUACGGAAGGAAUGGUUAGAAUCAUGUGUUAGUGGACUUGAAGGAAUGGAAAGAGGGUUUUUGGGAUUGGAUGAUAAUGCGAAGGCGAAGCUCUGUUUCGAGCAGUUUUUGUAUUCAGAUAUGAAUUAUUGUGGUGCUGGAAUGCUUCCGAGAGAUGUGCAUAAGUUGCAUUUGGUUGAUCUUAAAGGCCCCUUUGUUCUUCAGGUAGAUGAGAUUGUGAAUAUCAGUUGUCCUGUUCGAGAUAGGUACCAGAAAGCAGCUGCUGGAAUAAAGAGGUGUCUGAAAUUGUCCAUGACUGAUGGCAUUCAGCGUGUGUUUGGGAUGGAGUACAGGCCUAUAAAAGAUCUUGACGUUCUGGCUCCUUCUGGACUGAAGGUUGUUAUCUGUAAUGUUCACGUUAGGCGCGGACUUAUGAUGUUGGUCCCUGAAGUAAUCGAAGUUCUGGGUGGGAUGGUGGAAGAGUUAGAAGAAGCAAGACAACGGCUAGUUAAUGAAAUAAAGAAGCCACCAAGGGGGAAAAGAACAAGGUCUGAAGUGGUCCCUCCUUUGGCAACUCGAGCUACUAAUGCUGCAUGGCCACGCGAAGGUGUUACUGCUCCAGAGCCCGCUGAUACUUCCUCAAGAGAAAGGUCACAUUUUCAAGUUCAUGAGCAAGGAACGUCUGUCGUUGCUACUUCUGCAACAGAAGAAAUUCAUCCCGUUACACCUGGGCUACCAUCUUCUACGACGAUCACCACUCCUGUUUAUAGAAGAGAUGCUCAAUCUAAUUUUCCAUCUACUCCAGCUGUUUCUGUCCCAUUCAAUAUGAAUGUUACUGGGCCUACCUUUUCAUCUGAUGCAGCUACUCAUGCGGAGGAUAUCCAUAUGGACGACAUGACCACCGAAGGCAUUGAUGUUUCAAUUAGAAGGGAACGUAAUGACCCUGUCCGUUUGUCUUCUUUCACCAUGGAAGUGGAGGAACAUCUUUCAGAUGUUAGAAGUAGCCCUACCACACCUGCCAGUGGCAGGAGCAGAGAAAGCAUUCCUGUCUCUAUCGGUAGUGUCCAUAAUGAAGAUGUAGAGCCUGAUUCAUUGUCUACUGCAGCAAUUGAUGUUGAUGAAAUUGAUUUCGCUGAUGAGUUGGACCAUCCAUUUAUACUUUCUGGAGGGAAGGAAACCCCUUUCACUUACUUAGCUAGUCUGUCGGCUAAGCAGGCUGGUAUGAAUGGCAGUGCUUCCACUGUUACAGGAAAAAUUAAGUGCUUUCUUACUGGUGUGAAGGGAUUUCAGUAUAAACAGAGGAGUAGCUACGAGCUUCGGGUUUUUGUGGAUGAUGGCAGCCUCAUUUCUGAGAUCCUUAUAGAUCAUGCUCUUGUGCAGAAAGAAAUAGGGUUUUCUCCUGCAGAGGUAACUACAGCUCUUGAUUCUUCAGAUAAAAAACGAGGCAGUGACAUGAAGGAGACACUGAAACGUUUCCAGAAAUUCUUGAUUAAUUUUGAGGGAACAAUGUUUGUACAGUUGAAUGGAGAAUCCCCAAUUCCGGUUGCUACUGAAAUGAACCAGGGGUGUCCUGCCUCUGAUGCAUGGUUGCUUCUCAAAAGACUAAAGCCCUCUACUUCUCCGCGACAAUAUCAUCUUCAUCACCCAGAGACCAUCAAUUUAUCCCCUUGAUGUGUUCAUUCAUUCUCUGGAGAACUUCAAAACAUACGCGAGCUGAUGGCGGAUAUUAUACUCCACAUAUUCCCAGGUUUAUCAGCGAAAAUAGUGUUAUCCUUAGAUUUAGAAUCAGCAAAGCUGAGUUACAUCACAUUGCUCCAUUCAGAAAGUUGUUGCAUGAGAUGACUCCUUGAGAAGCAAUGGCGUAAAUGCAGAAACAGUUUGCCUUGAUUCAAACAGUGAAAUGACUUCUCAAAUUAACUAUUUUUUUGGGGCGGAGCUAGGGUUGCAAGGGGUUCAUCCGAACCAAGUAAGAAUUUGAAUGUCAAUAUUUUAACAAGGAAUUCUUUUCGAGCUUAGAUUAGAAAUCUCACUCGAUUUAUUUAGUUGCUUUCUUUCCUUUUUCUAGGUAUUUAGUGUCAAUUCGGUAGUGCAUAUAUUCUUUUUAUAUCUUAAACAAUGUAAAUUUGAAAUCCAUAACUGUAGAAUUAAUUAUAACGUCCAUUUUUCAUCCUUGUGCUUUUCUCUCCAGGAAAAGUAAGAGAUUAAACGAUUCGUCAAAUAAAAGAUCAGUAAUACCAUUGAUGUGA